Molecule: messenger RNA, 514 nt
Organism: Symbiodinium pilosum
Lineage: Eukaryota; Dinophyceae; Suessiales; Symbiodiniaceae
Source: the annotation of a GenBank genome assembly
AUGAAUUACCCCCAUUUCCCUGCCGGCUUCGCGGAGGCCAUGCAGGAGGCACAGCGGCCCGGCCGAAGCAUCGGCGAGGUGCUGCAGAGACCUGGCAGCUUCAAACAGGGGAAGAUUGGAAGCAUAAGAGGAGAAAGAAUUGUAGUUACAACAACCUUGGUGGUGGGUGGUGCUGCGCUCAUGAAAGUGGUGUUAGCAGGGGCUUGGGUGAAGGAGGAGGAGGAGGCGGUGGUGCCGCUGUAUGCAUGGACAUACCUAGCCGAAGCCCUCAGCAUAAGGGGUAUGGAGAACCAUGGAAGACAUGAUUACCUUCUUUCUUCGCCAUUUGGCUGCGCACUGGACUGGAUGGAGGGCAUUCGGGCCGUUCUGGUAGACAAGGACCGGAAGCAGAAUUGGAAGCCCUCCUGGGACGAAUUGCACGAGGUUUCAGCGGAGAAGGUUUCAGAGUUCUUCUCGCCCCUGGAUGCUGGCCACUCUCGGGGGGAGUUGCGCUUGGAGGACAUUUUUGCCUUCA